AUGUACCACUUCGGCGGCCCUUCUCGGAGUCACUCACGUGAUUGGUGUCGUUCGGGCCACUUGUUUGUUCUGCUCUUAGUGCAUCAACGUUCAACAAAAAAUAACGAAUUCCUGUCGGCGCGAUCCAAGCGCAAAGCCGAGGAAGAAUAUAAAAUUCUUAACCAGGCCGGAAUGGAUGCUCAAUUCGAUGAAGAUUGUCAACUGAGUCAGUUUUGGUACAGCGAUGUUGUGCAUAAGCUAUUGGCGGAACAAAAGCCUGACUUGAGAGAUUUUCAUAUUGCUCUCCUAUCAUGUCCAUCACUUUACAAGGACAUAAGAAACAUCCAUGACAAUGUCCGCAUCUUUGAGUACGAUCCAAGACUUGGAGCCUACGGCACGGACUUUGUGCUCUACGACCUAAACUGCGUAGGAGGCAACCCGAACUACCUCAAAGAGCAUCACCACCAGUAUGACCUAAUCGUUGCCGAUCCGCCCUUCCUGUCUCAGGAGUACAGUGUAAUCACCAAGCUGCAGCGGAACCCGUCUGAGUGCAAGAAGGGAGAGGUGGCGGAGUGCGCCUUCCGACCGGAACACGAGCGUAAUCUGGGAAACUCGUUCGUGAGCUACGCUAAUUUCAAUUUAGACGAAUAUGUUGAAAAUAAAUAAGCAAUUGCAUUGAGGUAUAAA
Drosophila suzukii is the source of this 666-nucleotide messenger RNA. Its product is annotated as protein-lysine N-methyltransferase CG9154. NCBI's taxonomy places the organism in Eukaryota, Metazoa, Arthropoda, Insecta, Diptera, Drosophilidae. Gene Ontology annotation, biological process: methylation. The record is from RefSeq and is a predicted model, not a curated record. Gene Ontology annotation, molecular function: nucleic acid binding; protein-lysine N-methyltransferase activity.